Messenger RNA from Branchiostoma belcheri (Belcher's lancelet), 2312 nucleotides. Its product is annotated as major facilitator superfamily domain-containing protein 8-like. The record is from RefSeq and is a predicted model, not a curated record. The transcript has 11 exons. Gene Ontology annotation, molecular function: transmembrane transporter activity. Gene Ontology annotation, cellular component: lysosomal membrane. Gene Ontology annotation, biological process: transmembrane transport. The coding region runs from base 64 to 1656 and encodes 530 amino acids. Lineage: Eukaryota; Metazoa; Chordata; Leptocardii; Amphioxiformes; Branchiostomatidae.
GCUAGCAGACGAACGUAACUUGGGGUCAGUUACAGUUUACCUGGGGUUAGGUAACGCACAAAAAUGGCACCCAGGAAGACGUCUCGCGCGCGAGGGGACCCUGACGAACGCACAAAGUUGUUACAAAGCGUGCCACCGACUCAAAGUUCCAACAGUGUCCAGUUUUGGGAAGAUGACAAAGACACCCGCAGCCGCUGGUGGUCCAUCAGGAUCAUGUACCUAACCAUGUUCUUAAGCAGCAUCGGAUUUUCCAUCGUUGUGUCUUCAGUAUGGCCUUACUUGAGAAAGGUAGACCACAGUGCAGAUGAAUCGUUCCUAGGCUGGGUGGUCGCUGCCUACAGUCUGGGCCAGCUGGUUGCCUCCCCCAUCUUUGGAGGCUGGGCCAACCUGCGUGACAGGACCAAAGAGCCCUUACUGGUGUCAAUCUUCAUCAACGUGGGGGCUAACACCAUGUACAGCUACUGCCACGCCUUCCCUCCACCCAGGGGGGUCUACAUGCUGGUGGCCAGGGCACUGGUUGGCUUUGGGGCAGGAAAUGUUGCAGUUGUCCGUUCGUACGUAGCGGCAGCCACCACCCUGACAGAGCGAACAUCCACCAUGGCAACCAUGAGUGCCUUCCAGGCCAUUGGAUUCAUCCUUGGUCCAGUCAUGCAGACAGCCUUCGUGCCCCUGGGUGAGACAGGUGUAGAGUGGAAGGCCAUCCAGCUGUCCAUCAACAUGUACACAGGACCAGGCUUCCUGUCUGCUGUCAUGGGCAUCAUCAACAUCCUCCUGCUCAUCUUUGUGUUCAAGGAAUACAAGGUGGCAGACACUGCCGGGCUGGUGGUCAACAGUCAGGAGAUAGAAAAGUCGGAAGAGGAGGGAACAGUGGAUUAUUUUGCAGUCGUGGCAACCAACAUCCUGUUCUUUGUCAUCCUGUUUUCCUUUGCCAUCUUCGAAACAAUCACCACGCCACUGACUAUAGUGAUGUAUGCCUGGACCCAGAGCCAGGCUGUGCUGUACAAUGGCGUCAUACUGGGCUGUCUGGCUGUCCAGUCUGUGUGUGUUAUGAUCGCCAUCAGAAUUCUCUCCAGGAAGUUUAAUGAGAAGAGGAUGAUGCUUGUUGCAUUUUUUAUCAUGCUCGCUUCUUUCGUCAUGCUGAUUCCAUUUGGGAAUGAUCCCAUUCCAAGGGUGGCACCAGGUCUCCAUCCAGCAGUAAACAUCACCACCCCAAGUCCACACCCUCAAAACAUCACUUUUGCCCCCAACGUCACAGUUCUCACCACUCCUGCAGCAACAACGCCCCCUAGGGGCUGUCCCUGGGACUACCACUGGUGCGACAACACACCCAAACUGUACAUUGAACAGAUGUUUGCUGGGUUCUUCCUCCUGGGACUUAGCUAUCCCACAACCAAUGUGUUAUCUUAUGCAAUGUACUCUAAAAUCCUGGGCCCUAAACCACAGGGCACAGCGAUGGGUUGGCUCACCGCCUCUGGAAGUCUGGCCCGUACCCUGGGUCCCGUGUUCGUCAGUCAGAUCUACACGUCCUACGGCCCGCGGGUGGCCUUCGGGGCAGCGGGCGGCAUCGUUCUGGUAGCCAUCUUGUGGCUCAUCGGAGUCUACAGGAGGCUGGUUCCUUUUGUUGAAAGAAAUAAGAUUCUCACCGAUACUUCAUAACUUGGUUCAUAAUGUUACAACCUUGCUGAGAUUCUGUUUAUAACCUGAAUGUACAAUUUUUAAAGCUUUUGUAAAUUUGAUGACAACCUGUACUAAUUUUUAAGGGAUGUGUGCAAUUUUUGAAUUUAUAAGAGCUGCAACAACAGCAGUAAUGGUCUGUAUGUAUCGUGUAAUCGGGAGUGUGGAUUGUUAGAGCUACAUUGUAUACUAAUGUACUGUAUUACUUAAUCAGAGACAAGUGUAUUGUGACAUGCAGAAUAUGGUCACAGUUAGAGUCAAAUUAUUGCAAGAUGUUAAAGUUGCAUACCUCUCCUAAUGUACCAUAUAUAUUUUUCUGCUGAAGCUGCAAUAUGUGAUUACAGUACUUUCUAUUACAUUUGAAUAAUUUGACCUGCAGUCACAAUCUGAUCUAUCAAUAUUAUAUAUUUCAUAAACUAUGCAAAUGAUGUAAUAAAAUUUAAAUGCCACACAUAAUCAUUAUAUCACCUAACAUAUUGUACUUCUACAGACCAAAAUUACCUCAAGAAAUAAUACAUUUGCUCACUGCAUCUGAUAUGUAGAGUCUCAUGCAGUUGGGCCGUGUUUAAGUGAAGUCACCCAAACCGCGAUGCGGGUAACUCACAUUCCUCACACCUGGUCCACGUGCCACACACUCC